This is a messenger RNA of Thalassophryne amazonica, 907 nucleotides long. Its product is annotated as dual specificity protein phosphatase family protein. Gene Ontology annotation, biological process: negative regulation of MAPK cascade; protein dephosphorylation. NCBI's taxonomy places the organism in Eukaryota, Metazoa, Chordata, Actinopteri, Batrachoidiformes, Batrachoididae. Gene Ontology annotation, cellular component: cytoplasm. The record is from RefSeq and is a predicted model, not a curated record. The coding region runs from base 256 to 810 and encodes 184 amino acids. Gene Ontology annotation, molecular function: protein tyrosine/serine/threonine phosphatase activity; MAP kinase phosphatase activity. The transcript has 3 exons.
UAUAAGUGGAAUGUUUUGAUUAGCAAAUGUAAUUUAAUUGGCCGAUGGGGCUACAGCCCCAUGAGGCCCUACCUUUGAGCCGCCUAUGGAGAACAGACCGAUAGCUAAUUUUGGAAUAGUGGCAUUAAAAAACCCACCUGCUCAUGUCCCUCACUGUCACACUGCACACAAAGCUAACUGUGAGAGAAAGAGAACACAGACAGCAGCGAGGGCAGCGCUGGGAUUUGUUGGAACGUCACCUGUUGUCAAAAGAGAAUGUCAAGGAGCAACCAGCUACAGGACCUGGCGCUGAUUAAGGAACUGGAACUCAUCUUGGAUUCCUGCACAGUGGAUCUCACGCCGGUGGACGAGGUUUGGCCUAACCUGUACAUCGGCAACAUAGGUGUAGCACAGAACAGGGCUACAUUAUGUAAGCUCGGCAUCACUCACGUCCUGAAUGCAGCACACUCCAAGCAAGGCAGCAUCGGUGACCAGAGGUUUUACGGCAAUGCCUGCAUUUACUGCGGCAUCCCAGCAGAUGAUUCAGACCAUUAUGACCUCAGUCAGUACUUUAAACCUGCAGCUGACUUUAUACAUCAAGCACUGAAAAGCAAAGACGGAAAAGUGCUGGUGCACUGCAUCGUGGGAAUGAGUCGAUCGGCCACUUUGGUCCUGGCGUACUUGAUGCUGCGACAGCAUCUGUCACUUUCUGAUGCUGUCAGGCAUGUCACUCAAAAACGAGCCAUCUAUCCCAACAGGAACUUUCUGUCCCUCCUCCUUAAACUUGAUGGACAGUUGGCACGCAAGAGGAGGUUGUGUCCUCUUCUCUGACAGCGCUCCUCAUUUCUCACUUCCUCCCUUUUCCUCGAGUUUAGUCCAGCGGCACAAACAACAACUGAACAACUAUGUUCGGUUUUGUCUCAAUGCU